AUGACCAAAAUAAUGAAUACCGUGAUUCAACAGCAUGGAGAUAUUUCUUCAGUUCCGUUAGAAAUAUUUGGAGAAGGCGAGGUGAUCUUAAAGAUCGGAGACUACCUGUCAAUGAGGGGAAACCCAGGCUCAAUCGAGUGGAUUUGCAACCAUUCUCGAAACACCCAGCUGGCGCUUCUCAAGGGAUAUGUGGACAUUGCUCUCACGUAUGAACGUGAGCAGGAGGAGAUUGCCAUCUCCGAAGGCUGGGCUGAAAAUGCUGGAUGUAUAUUCCAUGAUCACUUCACGCUAGUUGGCCCAGAACACGACCCAGCUAGUGUCAGUGAAGUAAAGUCUAUUGAGGAAGCUUUUGAUCGAAUUGCCUCAAGCCAAUGCCUGUUUUACAACAGAAACGAUGGGUCAGCGACUAUGUAUAAAGAACGUGAAAUCUGGAGCCGAUGCCAUCGUCAUCCAUGGGAGGCAAAUUCCAAUUCAUCGAAGUGGUACAUCAAAACUACGUAUAACCCGGCAGAUGCAGUAUCCUUUGCAACCGCCACGGGGGCAUAUCUACUUAUUGAUCGGUCGACUCUCCUGAAGCAGGUCAGUCGGCGUACCGUGGCCAAUUGGGCUGUCUUUUUUGAGCCUACUGAUCCUUUCCAUUUACUGAUGAAUUCUUGUUACGCUCUUCAUACGCCACUGGGAAGUUCCAGUUCCAACGAAGAGAUAACCAAGUUCAUCGAAUAUCUGAAGUCUGAUAGAGGACGAAAAGUCAUCGCAAGUUAUGGAGUGGAUAAAUUAGGGACUCCUUUUUUUGCGUCAGUCGAGCAAGGGUUUGCGACAACUCCACUGGUUGGUUUGCAUCGAAAUAUAUACCGGGCAGAACAAAAUAUAUAG
Messenger RNA from Penicillium pulvis, 873 nucleotides. RefSeq lists its product as uncharacterized. The coding region runs from base 1 to 873 and encodes 290 amino acids. Lineage: Eukaryota; Fungi; Ascomycota; Eurotiomycetes; Eurotiales; Aspergillaceae. The record is from RefSeq and is a predicted model, not a curated record. The transcript is spliced from 2 exons.